Cooperia oncophora is the source of this 489-nucleotide messenger RNA. NCBI's taxonomy places the organism in Eukaryota, Metazoa, Nematoda, Chromadorea, Rhabditida, Trichostrongylidae. The record is from the annotation of a GenBank genome assembly.
AUGAUUCCCUGGCUUACAAGGAACUUCAUGAAAAAAGGAAUAUUUACAGAUUUUGUCUGCGGUUCGCCGUUGAACGAACGGCACAACCGUCGAAGUUUCUUGAAGCAAACUGUGUGGUCGUUUAAUUAUAGAACUGGAGAAUGCGAAAAGCGCGAGCACCCCGCAGGAGAUGAGCAGUGGAACACAUUUGCAAGCCAAGAACAAUGUGUUGACUUUUGUGCACUUGCCCGAAUGAGCUCGAACAGCAUUACAAUCCCGUCACCGGUCCAACCACAAUUAUGUGAUGCAAAAGCCAAAACUGGCUGUCCACUCGGCUUUGAAUGUGUGAAGACUUCUCCCUUCGCGGCGAUAUGCUGCCGCACAACUCCCGUAUGUCCUGCAGCUGAGUCCAUUGCUCUAGUAGAGGCGAGUUUCCUCAUUUGUUUCGCUGAACAAAGCUGGUCACGAAAGCUUAUUGUGUUCAGAUGUGUUAUAUGGAUUUUGUUGUAA